AUGGAGGCAAUGAAGAAUUUUGUGCAAGGUAUUAUAUCAGUAUUUGGUGAACGAUACUUGAGGCGUCCGACUGUGGAGGAUACUGAGCGUCUUCUCAAAAUUGGUGAGAAACGAGGAUUUCCUGGUAUGUUUGGCAGCAUUGACUGGGAAGGGGAACGGCCAUCAUCGAAGCCAUCUCCUCUGCCCCCAGUCACCUCCUCCCCUGCUCCGUCUCUGCCUUACUCCCUCCGUCGCCGUACUCCCCGCGCCGAGGUCGCCGUGCUCUGCCCUCCGGCUGUUCUAUGGCGUCAGUGUGGGUGCAUUCGCCGGUGCCGCGCUGAAACCCUAGCCGUGCAGCUGCGCCGGCACCCUCGCCGUCGGGUGGCCGCCAGCUCGGCCUCGGGGGUUACAGCACCGCGCUUCUCGCUGCUACCUUGCCUUAUUUUCGCAUCGAACGUUCCCUUCGCCGCAUUGUUUGUCCUGCUUCUGACAUCGGUCUCGCCGUCUUCCACCGCGUCUACUGUUUACAAUUGGCACAUUGGAUUCUCUGCUACUGCCGACGAAACUUGGGUCUCCUGCUACUGCCUACGUAUUGUUACUGUGCUGCGAAGUGCUGUUAUUGAGUUUGGGUUCUACCAGUUCGGUUUGGUUGCUACUGGUUUUCUGCUGUUUCCACGGUGCCAUCCACAUCGGUCUCAGAUUUGCAGCUGCCGCCAUGGAGUCAAGACUGUUUUGAUUAAUGGGCUGCUUGGAAAUACUGAUGUAAAUGUUGGUGAUCCUCAGUAUUGGAUUAAGUACUUUGUGUUCAGCCUGCUGAAUGGUGUUACUUUUAGCAGGUGCCUAUCUAAUUCUGGUCGUCUUUCUGUUGUUCAGCCCUGUUAUUUUGUCGACUGGAAAGCUAAAAGACCGAUGGAUCCAGUCUUCAACCAAAACCUAGAGCUCAAACGUCUGCUUCAACAAAGAAAACAAAAUAGCAAUCACCAUCACCAUCGUCACGAAGUCAAGUGUCGCCGAUAUCAACAAGCUGCAUACAGCACCUAGGACUGCUGCACAAAUCCUUCAGCUGGUCAUCCUAUACCCCUGGAAUCUCCUUGCCGAUCCGUAUCGUAGCCAGGUCUGUAGAAGACAGUAGCAGGAGGUUGGGCAAUCAAGAUCGACAUUUGGUUUAGGUAAUGUAAAUAUUAAUUUUGUUUUUGUCCUCUACCUUGCCUCUUGAUUAGGUCUUGUAAUUAGGUUAAUCCUGCCGCAAUAUUUUAUUAUUUUGCUAGAUCUGUCAUGGCGUUUGUUUGAGGGCCUCAUAGUGUAACACCCAAAAAUUUGAUUUCAAUUAAUUGGA
Molecule: messenger RNA, 1315 nt
Organism: Sorghum bicolor (sorghum)
Lineage: Eukaryota; Viridiplantae; Streptophyta; Magnoliopsida; Poales; Poaceae
Exons: 9
Coding region: 1-1020 (339 amino acids)
Source: RefSeq, a predicted model, not a curated record